Molecule: messenger RNA, 258 nt
Organism: Gryllus bimaculatus (two-spotted cricket)
Lineage: Eukaryota; Metazoa; Arthropoda; Insecta; Orthoptera; Gryllidae
Source: the annotation of a GenBank genome assembly
AUGGCGGAGCGGCAGGCGGCCACGCGGCGCCUGCUCGAGGCCAUGCGGCAGGACGAGCGCCAGCUGGAGGCGGCGGCCGAGGGCCCCGGCAGCGCGGGGGCGGCGGCGGCCGGCGGCGGCGGGCGUCGCGGUGGGCGCGGCGACGCGGUCGGGCGGCGGGCGGAGUCGGCGGCGGCGGCGGCGGCGCGACGAAGCCCUGGGACGCCUGCCGGCAAGGCCAGCCGCGUGCGCAUCCAGACUGCCUCCAGAGGUGGUUAA